AUGGCAACUCUCCCCGAUCCAUCUCCCUAUCUCAACUUCCUAAUUUCGCCACGAAUUCCUCCUGAGCUCGUCUUGAAGACGAUCCAACACCUCCCUUUCAACGACGGCACGCUCAUAACCGCAAUACGUUCUGCUCAUCCCCGUCUCUGCGCCAUCUUCAAAAACUACGAAAAAUCUAUUACAGGCAGCUUUAUGCGCAAGGAGCUACGGCACGCGGAAACCGAUUUCAGUCGCCAAGAUGGAAGAUUAAACGUCGACUGGCUAGCGGACUGUGUGAGCAAGUACGACAUUGUAGACGAUGUCAUGGACGCCCUCUGCUCCGAACACAACUUCAAUGCCGUUCUCCGACAUAACAUAAGCCUUGCGAACGCAGGGUUACUGCUAUUAUACAAGCUCGUAUCGAUUGCAUCCCACACAGAUCGACUCACAUACAUCAAGAGUCUGCCCCAGGAUCCGCUCACAGCAAUCUACCUCAUCCUCCACCACGCCACCCUUUCCGCCCGCUACCACGGCUCCGGCUGGAUAAACCAACGCACCUACGGCCGCUUCAUGGACGCCAACCAAGUCUCGCUGCGCUGCGAGUUGGAAUUCUGUUUUGCCGAAGCCGCCUUAGUUCUCGGUCCCGAGUUCAUCUCGGAUAGCCUGCUGCACCACGAUACGGGUGAUGCGGAGACUGUGCUGCUCAACUUUUAUGUCGACCAUGGGACGCAUGACUGGGCGUGGCCUUGUUGGGGGGACGGCAAGGGCGAAUUUGAACCGCCGAGAGCGCAUGGACCUCAGCGGGAGCCGGGCAAGGGGAGGAGCCUUUUUACGACGCUGUUGGAGAGGUUGGCAGAGUGCAUGGGGUGUGGGUUGGGGGAUGUGAGGACGAGGGUUGAACGGGAAUUGGAAACUCGGGAUCACUCGCUCGCGUAUCUGAGUUUGGCGGGCAAGGCAAGGUUGCUGGAGGGAAGGAAUGUUUGA
This is a messenger RNA of Alternaria postmessia, 963 nucleotides long. RefSeq lists its product as uncharacterized. The transcript is spliced from 2 exons. Lineage: Eukaryota; Fungi; Ascomycota; Dothideomycetes; Pleosporales; Pleosporaceae. Bases 1 to 963 code for a protein of 320 amino acids. The record is from RefSeq and is a predicted model, not a curated record.